This is a messenger RNA of Haliotis rubra (blacklip abalone), 4352 nucleotides long. Its product is annotated as ras-related protein Rab-8B-like. Gene Ontology annotation, cellular component: endosome; synaptic vesicle; plasma membrane. The transcript has 7 exons. Gene Ontology annotation, molecular function: GTP binding; GTPase activity. Gene Ontology annotation, biological process: regulation of exocytosis; protein localization to plasma membrane; protein secretion. The coding region runs from base 27 to 650 and encodes 207 amino acids. The record is from RefSeq and is a predicted model, not a curated record. Lineage: Eukaryota; Metazoa; Mollusca; Gastropoda; Lepetellida; Haliotidae.
AUGAGGGUGUUUCCUGUUCAGACAAAAUGGCGAAGACUUACGACUAUCUUUUCAAACUUUUACUGAUUGGAGACUCCGGUGUAGGAAAAACGUGUUUAUUAUUCAGAUUUUCAGAAGAUGCCUUUAAUUCUACAUUUAUAUCAACGAUAGGAAUCGACUUCAAAAUUCGAACUAUCGAGCUUGAUGGUAAAAAGAUCAAGUUACAGAUAUGGGACACCGCCGGCCAGGAGCGGUUCCGUACCAUCACUACAGCAUACUACAGAGGGGCCAUGGGCAUUAUGCUGGUGUAUGACAUCACAAAUGAAAAGUCAUUUGAAAACAUACGAAAUUGGAUUCGUAACAUAGAAGAGCAUGCGUCGAAGGAUGUUGAGAAGAUGAUCUUGGGCAACAAGUGUGAUAUGAACGACAGACGACAGGUGUCGAAGGAGAAAGGCGAGCAGCUUGCUGUGGAACAUGGGAUCAAGUUCAUGGAGACGAGUGCGAAAGCCAGCAACAAUGUGGAGGAGGCGUUCUUCACACUAGCGCGAGAUAUUAAGCUCAAGAUGGACAGGAAAUCAGAUGCCUCAGGUCAAUCGAGCCGAGGAGGAGGCUACCAGUUAAAGAAGGAAAACACCCCCAAGAAGUCUUUCUGGAGGUGUACUAUUCUCUGAUUGGCAGACACCUGCCAUGUGAUUGAACUAGUUUUGUUACAGACUGAACUGAAGGCUAUCCGUGCAUAUAAUAUUGGCCUUUGUGUACUCAAUCGUAGGGUCAUAUGUCAUUGACACUGUUUGACCCUGGGUGGAAACUUGGUGCGUUUCUGCCACGAUGCAUAAAAUCAUGGACAUUUACGAACAGAGCACAGACCAAGCUGACAGAUCCCGUAGCCAGCGUCUCGUGCCUCGCUGACUCCUCCUGCUAUGUACUUCACUCUACUACUUUAAAUGUUAUGACGGUUGCUAUGGUUACUAUUCAAGAUGGCAGCCUGGACAGUGGUUUUUGACAGCUGCCAUUGUUGUACAAAAGUUGCUAUGAUUUUUUAUCAACAUCCAGGACGUGUCAUGAGUGUGUAUAUUUCUGCUUUUGAUAGUUCUGAAGCAUAUCUGACCCUGAUUGUUGAUCUCUGAGAAUAUUUUAAUCAUCCAUGCUUGAAACUGAAUGAGAACUGAAGAGGUCCUUGCCACCACUUUAUGUUAAGAGUGUAAAUUUAGACCAGAAUGAUAUACUAUAGAAAGAAGCAUCAGAGACUCCUGGAUUGGCUCUUUAUUGCAGAGUGGAAGGGUCAGAGGUUUUGAUAAAAAUAAAAAAUUAAAAAAGGCCCAACUCUGAUGUCUUUAGUGUUCGGUUUGAGCUCCCAAACAUAGUAAAAUUCUUUUCUGGACUUUCUCUGAACAGACAUUAUCCGAACUCUCUUUUAUUUGAUGAUAAAAUGUCAAAAAAAAUUCCAAGAGUAUCAUUUUUUUUAUCACCUUCCCCCUCAAAAAGACUAACCCUUCCUUGAUGACCUUAUGACCCACCCACCCUAUGACAAUGACUGUCGCCUCGAGGGAGGUCUGCGUAUUCCUUAUGUUAAUAUUCGUUUCCUGAUUUGCAGAGAAUUGUUCAGGGACCUGUCUGAUGUAUGCAAUACACCAUCUUUAAGUGAGUGUUGGUGGGGGCUAAAUAAAUUAUUGCAAUCUUUGUACAGAGUGUUCUAGAUUUCAUACUUCGCUACACAAUGAAUGUGAAACGAUCGUGCAAAAACAGUCAGUGGUAUUGUUGGGCUUAUGACCACAUAUACAAUGCAGUCAAGCUUAUUAAUCACCAGAAGCAAGUUUAUGGAAAACAGCCAUGCUCCAGCCUUUCUGAUUUCAGUGAGUGAGUUCAUGGUAACGUAGUUGACUUGUUUUAUUACCUUACUUGCCAAUCAAGCUUUGUAUCUGUGCAGAGUUAUGUCUCUUGUCAGUGCCAGGAUUCAGGUCUUUGAUUUCCCUCCCUAUAGCUUGCUCCUCGGUUGCUACGUAGUUGUAAGGGCCUUCAACCUUCUUUUUCUUGUCAUACAGCCAAAGUCUAUGGCCUCAGACCCCAUGUGAGCAGAUCUUGCUACAGAUUGUGUUGUUAGGUAACCUACCGCAGCCUAUUGGGCUAGCAAUCAUAAUGUUUCAGUUUUGUUUGCAUCAGAAACACCUCCAACAUGACAGCCAUGUGUGAAUGCAUCAUAUCCGAAUUGCAUAGAUCAAUGCUCAUGAUGUUGAUCACUGGAUUGUCUGGUCCAGACUUGAUUAUUUACAGACCGCCGGAGUAUAACUGGAAUAUUGCUGAGUGCGGCGUUAAACAAGCUAAACCAACCAACCAACCAACCAUAUGUGUAUGAUUAAAGCUGAAAUUUCCCUCAUAAUGCUUGCCCACUUUCUGACGCUACAUUUGUCGCAAUCAUUGUCAGGUUUUCAACAAUUAUUAGGUACAAGAUUAAUCUAGCUUCCCUGAUUAUGUUUGUUGCUUUUAGUUUUGAGGAUUACCACUGUAAGGUUUGUGUAUUCUACACCUCUACCAUGCAGAGUUACUUCCCUUGGUCAAACCAAGGCUACAGGCAUGUCGGUAUCCUACCCUUUCUGGUGUGUCUACCCAAGUGGAAAGCAUCUGAGACUUGCAUCAGUUUGGCCUUUCAUUAAGCUGACAGACAAUAUAACUGGCAUACUGUUAAAAGUGGCGUUAAACCCAACUCACUCACUCACUCACUAAUCUCCAUACUUGCAUACUGGUAGCUACAGAGAUGGCAGGCUGAAAAUAUGUUGAAAGUUAAAUCUAAAGUGUAUUUUUGGUUGAGCGCACUGAUAGGUUAUGUGUUUCUUAAUGCAAACCAUGUUUUGCUGCUUGAUUGCUAUUUUACUGUAUUUGGGCAGUUGCUGUAUAUAUAUAGAACGUUUAUAAUGUUAGAGAAAGAACAGAGAUUUGGGUCCUGGACAGAGUUACUUCCCUUCUUUGAAUAAGGUUGAGAUGAAUUAUAGCACAGAUAGCAUAGUAAAAUGAGAUGUUUGUUAAUAUUGUUUCGAGAACAGGAAAACAGAUAUCUAUGACAGCUUGUGGGUAGCAGGAGAUGACAUAUUAGAUGGCCUUGUGGUACCCUGUACUGGAUGGCCUUGUGGUACCCUGUACUGGAUGGCCUUGUGGUACCCUGUACUGGAUGACCUUGUGGUACCCUGUAUUGGAUGGCCUUGAGGUACCCUGUAUUGGAUGGUCUUGUGGUACCCUGUACUGGAUGGCCUUGUACCCUGUACUGGAUGGCCUUGUGGUACCCUCUACUUUAUGGCCCAGUGGGACCCUGUACUGUAUGGCAUUGGGGUACCUGGUACUGUAUGGCCUUGGGGUAUACUGUACUAUAUGGCCUUCUGCCCUGUACUGGAUGGCCUUAUACCCUGUACUGGAUGGCCUUGUGGUACCCGGUACUAUAUGGCCUUGUACCCUGUACUGGAUGGCCUUGUACCCUGUACAGGAUGGUCUUGUAUCCUUUACUGGAUGGCCUUGUACCCUUUACUGGAUGGACUUUUGGUACCCUGUACUGUAUGGCCUUAUACCCUGUACAGGAUGGCCUUGUACCCUGUACUGGAUAGCCUUGUGGUACCCUGUACUUGAUGGCCAUUAGGUACUCUAUACUAGUUGGCCUUGUGGUAUCCUGUACUUGAUGGCCUUGUGGUACCCUGUACUUGAUGGCCUUUAGGAACUCUCUACUAGAUCGCUUUGUGGUACCCUGUACUGGAUGGCCUUGUGGUACCCGCCACUUGAUGGCCUUAGGUACCCUGUACUUGAUGGCCUUGAGGUACUCUCUACUAGGUCGCCUUGUGUUAUCCUUUAAUGGAUGGCCUUGUGGUACCCUGUACUUGAUGGCCUUAGGUACCCUGUACUUGAUGGCCUUUUGGUACUCUCUACGAGAUCGCCUUUUGGUAUCCUGUACUGGAUGGCCUUUUGGUACUCUCUACGAGAUCGCCUUGUGGUACCCUGUACUGGAUGGCCUUAUACUUUUCAGUACUGUUCAGCAGUGUUUUCUCAGCUUGGUGGGUGCUCCACCAGGCUAAGUUAUUGUAAGGAACAAAAGCAUCAUUCUGUACAUAUAUGAGUUUUGCAAUAAGAUACUAUUGACUUGACAUUUUGUACAUAUUUUUUGACAUACUGAGAUGUAGCUAGAAUUAUAGGCUGGGCUUUGUUAUGUCUUUCAUCUUGACUGUUACACAACACGACAAUUCAGCCAGCUUGUCUCCCAGGGUGGGUGUAGGCAAUUCCACCUUAUUGCACAGUGGUUCAUUUUAGAGACAUGUUCGCAGAGAAAACUAGGCUGUUUUGCUGGGGUAUAUUUGAAAACUGUUUGAAUAUGAUAUUAAAAGACUUUAUCUCUGAAA